This is a messenger RNA of Gloeophyllum trabeum ATCC 11539, 1272 nucleotides long. RefSeq lists its product as uncharacterized. Lineage: Eukaryota; Fungi; Basidiomycota; Agaricomycetes; Gloeophyllales; Gloeophyllaceae. The transcript has 6 exons. The record is from RefSeq and is a predicted model, not a curated record. The coding region runs from base 1 to 1272 and encodes 423 amino acids.
AUGCUGUGGACGCUGGAGGACUGGUCACAGCACGAGAAGAUGCUCGGCGCUGCUCGGGAGAUGAGCGUUAUAGGCCGUGGACGUCCCCCGGCAGGGCAAAACACUAAAUUGCUGUUUGUUGUAGAUGAGGAGGGUGUACCCCUUGAUGGCUAUCGUGCUGAUGAGAUGCGUAAGUAUGCCCUUUCCAUUUUUCAAUCACUUCGGGAAGCCGGGAAGGCACCCCAGAGCUGGGCGAAGAAGGGCUCGUCCGAUGUAAAACAAAGGUACUAUGAUGAAAUGUACCGACAGUUCCCGGAGCUCGGGCUAUGCGAGGGCAACUGGAAGGCAGAAAAGCUAGCGAUCCAGACCUACUUUGGGUUCCACAAGAACCAUGUGCGCCUCAAGCUAGCACCCCAAGUUACAGAUCCCGAGCCAGCAAGUGCAUCCGAGUCCGAUGACAGUGGCAAAACCGGACCGGGAUCGAGCACUGGGAAUACUAUGACGGCGUCCUCCUGUCGCAAGAGAAAGGCUGGUCUCAGGAACAUGCAACAGGCUAAGAAGCCCAAGGGGAGGGAGAGCUUACGAAUGCGGGACCCUCUGGCCGGGAUCUCAUUCACGCCGACGGAACCCCUCACUACGGGUACAUCGCAGGGGCUGCCUGGUCUUCCUCCUACCACUGGCUUCCCGCAGCUAUCAGCUCCUGAUCAGAUAUUCCCAGGACCUCCCCCCCUGCAGUCUUUGGGCGAAUCUCCUCUGCCCCCAUUACCGCUCGUCAAUAAUAGCACUACCCGGCCUGUUCCGGCAGAGCUACGUCAGGGUGAUGAUAGGACGAAUGAUGCGCCAGACCCGACAGCACCGCAGUCCCAGGGUACGGGGGCGAACCUCGAAGAGUUGUUUUCUCACCCGCCUUCCGACGUCAGUGCCAACUUGAACCAUGCGUCGGCAGGUGCCUCAAACGCCGCACUGCCGCCGUCGCAAGGUCCACACAGUACCGACGCCACAGCACGACAAUUAGAGAACACAAGCGGCAACAGCAACGGCGGGGCUAUGCCGACGCCAACCGCUGCUAGCGCGGCAAGCAAGGGACGUGCUAAGGGAGCGAACACGAGAGACAAGCCUCUUGAAGUUUCGGAUGCAGUGACACCAAUGAACCUAUGCAAGAUCGAAUGGCUAGCGAACAAUCCGGGCGGAACGAAAGCUGCCUUCAAGAGCUAUUGGGGCCCCUUGUCGGAUGCUACUAUUGCACCCAUCCCGGCGGAGUUGAUCUUAUUAUGCUGCUUAGGACUACAUUAA